GUCCCCAUCACGUGAUCUCGGAAACUGAAAUCGUCCAAGUUCGUUUUAUCAAUCCAGAAACGCAGACGAUGGAGUCCGUGCUAUCUCUCGUUGCGCUAUGACCGUAUUAAUAAACCUUUGAAAAACUCAUGGAAGAUCAGCAAAGUUUUUUUCUUUUAAAUCCGUAAGGCUUAGUGGUUGAUUAAUAAUAUUUUUCUGGGUUUUCUCUUACUUGACAGAAUGUAACAGUUGUAAGCCCACAAUGGAACAAGCAAUUGAAAGCUCGGAGAACUUCGACGGUGAGUCUGCUUCUUUCUCCCCGCGAUUCCCAUCAAGGCUUUCGGCGUAAAAUUAGAUCAGACGCCGGUGGUUUUACCUAAAGUUAAACCUGAUUAUAACUUUAGUAGUUUAGUCUUUUUUCCUUCUUUCACACUACUAUUGUUUCAACAGGUAGUGUCAUUUAAAUAAAAGUCUGAUUUGGGGGAAACUUUCUCUAGUGACAAAGCCUCAAACAAAAUUGUCGACAUAAAAUGUUACUAGUAAAUCGUAAAUAGUGGUAUUCAUAUGUGAUUGAUUCUUUUAAUAACAGAGCACUGAACUGUUAAAUAAUUUGAUUCAAAUGUCUUACGGUUGAAAGAUAUGUUUAACAAAGUGAUGGAAAAUCAAAAAAUGUAUAAAAGAAAUCAAUGAAAAUUUAUUUUAAGAACUAAGACGUAAGACGUCACUAUUCUGGGGGGCUGUAAUUUUUAUGUUUUUGUUUUCAUUGUUACUUGUUUGAGUAAUUUUUCUAGUUACGCUCUCAAAAUGUUUUCGGUUUUCAUUAGUAAAUCAAUGGUGAACUCAAUUUUUAUAAAAGAAUAUUUAAAUGUUACAAUGAUAUGAUAGCUGUGAAAGAACAUUGCAAUCUUUCAAAGUGAUUUUUUUCUUUCUUUAAGUUCAGAUAGUAUGAAGCUGCUUAUAAGAAAAAAGUGUUUGCAUUGCAUUAGCAAAGAAAAUUAAACCGAAAGACAUUAACUGCAUUUUAAAUAAAAAUUUGAUGACUGAAAUUAUAAGUGCCCAGCAAUGAUUCACGGCAUAAGAUACACUUCAGUGAUCAAAAACUUCUGAAAAAGAAACUUCAAGUCAGUCAAUAGUUUAAUGACUUUUAUGUCAGAACUGAUUAUUGUUCCUAUUAAAUGUACUAGUCAGUUGAUAGUUUAUUUUGCUAUAUUAAGUUUCUGAAGUACACACACAUUGCAAAUAAAAGACUGAAACAAGAAUAACAUUACUUGCUGCAUUCUAUUAAAAUCAGCUUUCCCUAAAGAGUAAUAAAGGAAAUUAAGACAAGGAAAGAAAAGAAAAAAAAAAAAAAAAUUUUGCGAACAGUGUCACCUGUUCUUUCUGAACACGUGUUACUUUGUAGUAACUUUGAUGUCAAAUGAAUGUAAAUCUUCGCCUACAUAAACAUUUCUUUCUUUACUCAGCUCUUGGGGCUGCACAGUCCAAGACGAAUGACUGAAAUGGUCUCCUAGUCUUACUAUGUUCCACUACAAAACUCUUGGGACAGGGUACAUUGAUGUCUUCAUUUGAAACACAUUGUCAUGUUUAUUUCCCCACCUAGUCUUUUGAGGAGAGUAAGUCGGUGACGUGUUUACCUCUGUGAAGCAGCAACUAUGGAAGUAACGUGCGAGAGCGGUUUUAUCAACAGCCAGCCAUCUAUGGCUGAAUUUAUGACUGCCCUGCCUCAUAUCAAUGAAACAUUUCACCGAGUAUCAUCCAUCAACGCUUUGCAGCCUUCAGUGCAGCCUCCGCCUUCCCUUUGUCAACUGGAAGUCUCCCCCCAGCCUCCAAGCACACUGCAUGGUUCUGUAAACGCUUCCCCAAGCCCACCGAGCAAGCAGCAUCCCGGGCCCGGAUCCGCACUCAACUCUUCUGUAGCAGAGUAUCCCUGGAUGAAAGAAAAGAAAACCUCAAGGAAACAGCAUCAAGAGAAUAACGAGAAUGGAAUGCCUCGUCGACUAAGGACCGCCUAUACAAACACACAACUGUUGGAACUGGAGAAGGAAUUCCACUUCAACAAAUAUUUAUGUCGGCCAAGGCGCAUAGAAAUAGCGGCUUCUUUAGACCUCACGGAGCGGCAAGUAAAAGUAUGGUUUCAGAACCGCAGGAUGAAACACAAGCGGCAGAGCAUGAUGACAAAAAACGGCGACGAAAAAAGCGAGAUGGAAGGCGGCGAGACGCCAACUUCUUCCUCUACUCCUACUGGAGGGGGGUCUACGCUUUCAGGAAACGAGGCCGAUACCAACAAGACAGACUCUGCAGAUGACCGAUCAGCGACCGAGACUUCAUCUUCUGUGGGAAGCCCGGAGAGACCACCGCGGGGAGCUAAGAAGCAGCGGGAGAUCUCGUCGGACAGAACUAUCUCCGACCGAUCGCCGUCUUCUACGGCGGCGGUAGCAGUCAGCGACGGCAUUAGCGAAGCUUUGUCGCCGUGUUCCUCCUCAGAAAGGCUUCUCAAUUUAGAUUCUGAUUUCACUCAACAGCAGCAGAAUCGUAUCCAUUCUCCCGGCUCUGCUCAAAUCAGUACAGCAGAUACUUUAUCUGCCACUUCGCGGAAAGGAAGUCCGGUAGUUGGGGAUCUCAAAUCACCAGAAAACUCUCUUUCGUCCUCACCCCCUACUGAACCUAUAUUGCACAACUUGAACAACCUAACGCCAGAUAGAUCUCAGUCUCUGGUAACCAAUGAUACAAAGAGCAGCCGCGUUGUAUGCUCUGGGAUGACAAAUGGGCAUUUAAAUACUCCAAGUGGGCGUAACGCUAACCACAGGAAGCUUACACAACCGUGCCCCAUGGACACAAGCAUCACUUUCUGCAAUUCUCCGUGCAAUAUCAACUGUUCGCCGGUUGCUACAAGUACGCACUGUACAAGUCCCGGUGGUGUAUAUCAGAUAACCUCACAGCAUUGUCCUCCACCACAUAUGUCUCCUAGUUCAUCGUAUCAUAGAACACGAUCUUAUUCAUCUACUGUCCCUUAUUCUGCAGAUCCAAACGGUUUGAUGACGUAUGGUCAAACAAAUCACAGAGGUUUAUCACCGAAUGUAGGACAAGGAUCGUACUGUUAUCGUACGCCUCCGCCUACCCCUAAUCAACAACAAUCUUAUCAACACCUUUCACCUCAACGCAUGGAUAAUGACUGGAUAGCGCAGCAAAGUUCUUAUGGCAACCAAGUUCAAUCUCCGAUCUAUUAUACAAAUGACAGGUCGUGUCCACCUCAACAUGGGGCGAUAUCUCAUAGUCAGACUUCUCAACUUGGAGCUACAGUCCCUCUUGGGUCCCAUUCGGUGCAUUCCACUCAGCAACGAAGUUCUGGUCAUCACCCACCAGUAUCCAGGUCUCCAUAUCCUUAUUCAGUAGAUUCAAUGCCACCCCAGAAUCAGUCACAUGAUUCUCAGUCACAUAGUGCUUACAUGCAUGAAUAUAGAGGAGAAAUGAACACUAACUACAGUGUGAAUAGAAAUUACAGUAAUAUCCACGUAAACAAUGGAUAUGAAUCAAGUGUUGCAUCGUCUGGUGAACAAUAUGUACCAAACAGUAUUAAUCCUGAUGGUUCAGUGUCAUAUUGCUAUCCGCACCACAAUAACACAAGUAACGGAUACCGCCCCGAUUCGUAUGAUGACAAUGGCUCACAGACAAUAUACUAUGAUUUGAGCAACAGUACAGGAAAUACCAGCCGAGUGCCAGACUAUAGUGCCACGGCUCCUAAACAAAAUUUUCCUCCUACAAGCAACCUGUACGAUGUUAGCCAUACAGUCGGGGACACUGCUAACAUUCCCACGUAUAAUCAAUCCGCGGAAAAUUAUCGGGGCCAGUGUCCAGCAGAUGGUGAUAUAUCAUUUAAUUACUACGAUUCCUCAGAUAGUUAUUCAUCAAAUAAUAACAACAAUAAUAAUGGAGCGGCAAAUAGCAAUUCUUGUGGAACUACCGACUUCAAUUUUCUUACUUUAGCUAGUGAAUUUUCGUCACCGGAAUAUUACCAGUUAAGCUGACUUCACUGAUUAUUACACAGGUGCAGUGAUCCUGAAGGGAAAAAAAGAAGCAUUUUUCACAGCACCCAAGACUGAAAAAAACACAUUCUGCGUUCAAAUCUAAAAGUUUAUAAAAAAUCAAACUUCAGACAAAGAGAUAGCGCUACUUGCAAUUAGACGUUGGGAAAAAAAAAGUAUCGAUAUUAAAAUGAACUUUUCUUAAUUUCACUUUACAUACGGCUUGAAUUGAUAGUUAAAGUAAAAAUACAGACCUUUCCAUUUUUUUAACACUUAAUAAAAGCACAAGUUUUGAUUUCAAAUUAAUUUUAAAUAAUGUAGUUUCAUCAUUAUUUUUCUUUACUGAUUCAUGAGAUAAUAGAUUCAAGAGCAUUAAUACUACUGUUUUUUGUUUAGUUUUCGAAAAAAAAAUACUGCAGUGAUUUAACUAUUGCUAAUAAAAGAAAAAAGAAAAAUGUAGUUAAAUAUACUAUAUGGAUUAGAUCCACUGAGUUGGACAAAAAAUUAUUUUCAAUUAAUAAAAACAAUUUGAAAUUUUUUUAAAUAAAUUUUGAAUUUAAUAUUAGUUUAUUUAUCAGAAAAUAAUAAUAAAAAAAUAAAUUACACUUAAGAUAUUUUUACAAGCUAUGAAAGCAAAUUCUUAGAUAAUAGAGUUGGACAGAAAUAAUUACUUUUCUUUUAUUUUUAUGUUAUCUCUUGUUCAGUACUAAGCGUUAACACUUAUUAAUCAUUAUGGAAAUAUAGAAAAUUGAUAAUAAUGAUAUUACGAACUAACCAGGUGCAUUUACAAGCGACCUGAAGUUAUACGAAGAUUGCUGAACGGGUUUCCUUAUCUCAUGUUUUGAGGUUUGAUUUUUUUUUCUUUUUUUCUUUUUCUUUUAAAUUAGAUUUUAAAAGAACUUUGACGGUUUUUAACGGUGCAAUGAAAUGCCAUUUCGGACACUAUGAUUGUGUAGAUAGUAUGUGUAUUUGUAUAGAGAUAUAAUUUGAUCUGUGUUAUUUUGUGGAAUUAAUACUAUAUAUAUAAUAAUUAUAUAUAUAUAUAUGUCCAUGUCAGUAGUGACUCAUUAUUAUAGAUUCUUAGGAAGGAAAUUAUCUAAAUAUCUGAAGAUCAAAUAUUAGUAUUGUUUCGAAAUGAUAUUUAUAAGUACAUGAAGAAACUACAUAUGAGAAAAAAUAAAAGACAAUCUUUUUUAUUUAAUAUGCAUAAUUUUUCCAUCAGAGACAAGAAAGCUUAGUUCAGCAUCAGUUUUCCCCGUAUUAUGGUAGAAUAUAUCAUACAUUUGUAAUUAGUUUUUAUAUAAAUAAUAAUAUGUCCUAAAAUGCCUGCUUAGAAUUAUUCUUAAUACACAUUUUGGUUGCAAUUUUAGUUAAAAAUAUACACGCAUUGUAUAAUAACAAAUUUAUAUCAGAAAUAUUCCUCUGUAUAGUAAUCAUAAAGCUUUUUACUACAGGUAAAAGUUCAUGAAAUUUAUAAAAUAAUGUGUUACCUUAUGUAUUUUAUUUAUUUUUAUUCUUAUAUUAAUUACCUCAUGAUUGUCCACUGGCAUGUAAUUGAUCUUCAUACGUCCUGUGUAAGUAUAAAUCAAUUUCCUAUUUCCCUACUUCUGCAAAAGCACUUCCAUCAGAAAAGUGAUUCUGAAUCCUGGUGAAAGACUGGUAUGAGUUGUUUUAUUUUAUAGCGUUUUAGUAUAAAUGUUUCAGAUUAACUAUAACAAAGCUAUGAGAGUUAUUUAUAGUUGUUCCUUACAGAAAAGGUAAUGUGUGCGUUUAGUAAAUGCUUAAUUCUAUGUCAUAGCUAUAUUAAAACUUUUCUUUCCAGUUUAAGAAUUUUCAUGUGUCUGUGAAAAUAUUAAACAAUGUAAAAAAGUCAAAAGUGCUGUCCAAGAACAGAUGGCUGUAGAUUAAUGGCAAUAUGUAGUAACUACAUUUAUUAAAUGCUUAUGUGUCAAGGCUUUAGUCAAUUUCUUUGUGAAAUACAG
Molecule: messenger RNA, 5983 nt
Organism: Stegodyphus dumicola
Lineage: Eukaryota; Metazoa; Arthropoda; Arachnida; Araneae; Eresidae
Biological process (GO): regulation of transcription by RNA polymerase II
Cellular component (GO): nucleus
Molecular function (GO): DNA-binding transcription factor activity, RNA polymerase II-specific; RNA polymerase II cis-regulatory region sequence-specific DNA binding
Source: RefSeq, a predicted model, not a curated record